AUGGAUGAGCUGAAGGAGCAGGUGGAACAGAUGCAACAGGAGCAGCCCACCUGUGAGGCUCCUCCCUCUCCACCUCCUCAACCCUCGCCUUUAUCUGUUACCUCUGAGGGGGGAGAAACUCUGGUCCAAUCCCAAUGUCCACCCUCACAGACUCACAGCCUUGGAGGCGUGUUCCCGAGAUCGCCUGUGCCUUUGCUGGCACAUGCAGGAAGAGCAGCAGAGGUGGAGGUGAGCUCAGCCAGAGAAGAAAGUGAUGAAGAGGAGGCAGAUAUGGAUGAUGAAGAUAGUCUGAGUUCUCUGUAUCUCAAACCUGUGAAAGGCAAACACAGACAUGUUGAACAAGACUUUGACGCGCUGAUGGAUCACUACCAAAGCUUCAAAGACUUUCCCAAAAUGUUUGACCAAAUCCAUAGCGACAUGCAGCCUGGGGAUGAUGAGACAGAGGGACGGGGUCAAGGAACUGGACACAUGGAAGUCCAGAAAAGCCUUCCACAAAGAGUGAAAGCCGAAUCAGACCAUCAGGAAUCUGCUGUUGGCAUCAGCAAACAGCGGACCAGCAAGUCCACUCAGCCUUCACACAGGGCCUCCAAUCAGUCCACCUUGCUCUCUGUUCAUCCUCCCAGUAGCCACAGGAGGUUAGAGAUGGAAAAGUCCCACAGUAGCAGCCUAACCAGCCUGGGAGAGAUCACUGCACCAGAGAGCAGAAACUCCAAACUCCAAACUGGGAGCAGGAGAGUUCUUUCUCAGGAUGGGAUCAUCUCUCCAGAGACAGACAGUGGGUUUGUUGGUUCAGAGAGCAGCAAUCUGACUCCUGCAGCAGCUCCCAGUCCUCUCCACCAGAGGGCCUCACAGAGUGUUUCAGUCCAUCAGGAGGGGAACACAGGGAAACAUCAGACAGGUCCAGUCUCAGCACCAUCUCCUGCUUCCUCACGGUCACACAGUCGCACAGCUACGGAGUCAAGAGGGGCCCCACAGUUCGGCCCCGACCAGCCUAACAGAAGCAGACAGAGUAGGCGCACCUCCUCAUGCGCCCCGCAGCGCUGGGUCGGUCAGAUGGAGCAAACCAGGGCCGACAGUGGAGCCAGUGAGUUUGGGCUGGAGAGUGACAGUUCUCACACUGUGUCUGAUGAUGGACAGAGUGACCAAUACGCAGAAUCCAUUCCCUCCCUCCACAUCUCCCACCCAAGCUCCUCACCCACUGUAUGGUAUCACCAUGGCGAUUCUCUCAGAGCCAUGGGCUUCAGACAAUUGGCGAAUCGCAAUGAUAUGAUCCAGACACUGCAGGCUGAGGUCACCACACUGAAGGACAGACUAGAAAGCUGUCUGAGCAAUAAACCUUUCAGUCCCAUGAGAGCUGCUCCUUCAGCUCAAGUUAACUACACUCACUUCACCUCUACACCUCGCAUCAGGCCUGAGGAGAGAUGUCAGAGUGAUGUCAGCAGAGGAAGAAGAGAAAGACGAUUGGUAGAAGAGGAGUCUAGAAUGAGACGAACAGCCAGAGAGAGAUCACCCUGUGUAGACAUACAAAAACCACAACGUGACAUCUGUUCAGAGCCGGAGACCCCCACAACCCAGUCUCGGCCUCGGGUGUCCAGAUGUACUCAAACAUCCACUGCAGCACCAGACAGCUCCUGUUCACACACAAAUACUACCCACAGCAAGAGAACACGCCCCAGGCAGCAUCCUGCCGUGUCUAUACAAGUGCCUAACAUAGCACAUGAACCUGACAGCAGAAAUCAUCAAGCUCCUGUUUGUCUCGAGUGUUCGUCUUGUCACAGAGGACGAUCUGAACGACCAGGUGGUGGCAACAGAGAGCCGACCCACUCCUCCUCUCACUGUCCUCACUGUGGACGCCCUGAACCGUACAAAAGCACUAAGCCAGACUGUCGCAGGGACUCAGACUCCCCUACACACACAAACUGCCAACCGGCCAAGUCCCAUGACAGAGCGGUGAGGAACAGAUAUGCUGCAGCUCCACCUGCACUGCUGCAGUGCAUGCCAGUGUGCCCACCACCACUCCUGAUGUACUCACUGCCACUCCACGUGUCUCCUAGCAACAGCACUGGCACAUCCUCAGGGGUCAGAGGUCACGAAGAGGUGAGGGGGAGGAUGAGACGCUCCCUGUCUACUGAUAAGCAGCACACCUUGGACACCUCUCUGAACAGAGCAAUCAAAGCAGCUCAAAACAUGAAGCACACCUCGAGACACAUGGCUCGCUCUCUGGCUACUGGACUGCAGUACCAGGAGCUGCUGACUCAGUCCUACAGCUGCUAGACUGAACUCACUUUACUGGCAGCUUAGACUGAGAAACUUUCACUCAGCAGCUUCGUUUCAGCUGCAGAAUGAGGCUGUGAACAUCACCAGCAGACACAAGCAGGACCAAAGUGAAUAAAAAGUCUACAAUACCCCUUAUUGUAACUUUUCUUAAGUUUGUACAUUUGGGGAAAACUGGUGCUGAAGCCUCUUCAUUUUUAAAUGGCAUUUUAUGGCAACAGUUAAGUCUCAGGUCGGCACACAUGAAUUUGUUUCUUCCGCAGACAUUUAUUUAUAAAGACACUGAUGCUGGCAUACAUGGAAAUCACUUUCUAUAAUGAUGUAGUACUGUAGCUCAGUUUGAUUGAAACUGUAGUAAGUUGAUCAUAUUGAUUUUUAAACCCAUGAGGUAAAGACAUUAGUUUUUUUACUUAACAUGAGAAAUUACAGCUGUCUGGAUAUGGCAGUUGUCAUGAGUUAAUAAUCAGUUAUAUUAAGCUAUUUAUUGAUCAUGUGAUUAUAUUUUUAAUGUGACUAUUUUUCUAGUUUGUAGAAAAAAUAAGUUCAGGAUUUCAGUGUUACUGUAGUUGCUGUAUAAACUGUGUACUUGUUGAUACAGUAACAUGUUACACUCUAAAUGAAAUGCACUCGCUCACUGCACCUGCUCCAUUUUGGAUGGUCAUAUUACGAACCAUCAUGGAUCUAUUUUGUUAAUAGAAACUUGCUUGUCAUUUUUAAUCUCCAAAAUAUAAUGAAUAGAGUUGCGUGGCCACACAAACCUGAGAUGCUGGAUAUCCUUAAAAUUAGUUCUUCUUCCGUGUUGUUAAGUCAUUUUCUAUGUAUAGCCUACACGUUCAAAAUUGUGGAGUUUAGAAUGAUAUUUUGUACAGUGUUUAAUCAUAAGCUUGCAAGUGUACAUGAGCCAGAGGAACCAGUCUACUGUAACUGACCAGCUUUAUGUGGAUCAGAUACCAGCACUGCGUUGGUGAAGGGUUUUUGACAUCCAGGCUGGUUUGGAUCCAGAUUUACACACUGGUGAGAUUGCAAAGACAUAGGAUUAUUUUUACAGAUAAAAUUGUCUAUUAUAUUUGGUUAAAAUAUACCACAGAGCUGGUGAAUAUAUUAAGUGAAUUCUGUUUUAGUUAGUUUCUAAUCCUUUUUUACCUUUGUACCAUUAUUUCUCAAACUGUUUGUCUUUUCAAUAAUUUGCAGGGAGUUUUUUUCCAGUUGUCUACGGAGCCAAAUAAAAGUAGA
Messenger RNA from Seriola dumerili (greater amberjack), 3507 nucleotides. It is a transcript of the gene akna, whose product is annotated as AT-hook transcription factor. Gene Ontology annotation, biological process: neuroblast division in subventricular zone; epithelial to mesenchymal transition; neuroblast delamination. NCBI's taxonomy places the organism in Eukaryota, Metazoa, Chordata, Actinopteri, Carangiformes, Carangidae. Gene Ontology annotation, cellular component: centrosome. The transcript has 14 exons. The record is from RefSeq and is a predicted model, not a curated record. The coding region runs from base 1 to 2274 and encodes 757 amino acids.